AGUUCCAGAAAACACCGGUGACACUUCGGUGACACCGGUUCUCCGAUCCGCGAUCCGCGGCGAUCCCACCGGGUCCGCGUCCCCAUGGGUGCGAUCGGAUCGGUGGGAGAGCGGAACGAGCAGAAGUUGGUGGAUUUACAGAUCGUGGGCCUGGAUUCCAUGGCUUAAGAAAAGCUUGGCAGGCUUUGCUUGGCUAGGUGUCCUUGUUUGUUUCCAUUUGUUCCGUUGUUUGGUCUGUCCCCUGGAAAGGAGUGAUUGGUGAUGUUCAUUGAUUCAUUGAUAUAUCUGCAUCGUGUUCAUGUUCAACGCAUUAAGGCAUGGCUGUGGUUGUGAAUUGUGUUAUGCCACCAUCAGGGAAUCUACUUUGUUCAAUCAGGGCUCCUACAAGGGUACCAUAGGGUACCCAUCAGCCUGCCUGCGUAUACAUUACUCUAUAGACCUUAUAUAGGACCACCAGUGGAUACCCAUUGCCCCAGUGCUAAGGACCUAACAGUUGAUGUUUGUCAGAUUCUUCCCAACAAGAGAUACACAUGCCACAACAUGCCACAGACCACCUGAAACAAGCAGUGGCAGGGACCCAACUUGGAUGGAAAGGACUGGACAUUUGGGUGAUUGUGAUGCCUUUGAUGAGAUGCAGUCUGAGGAUGGAGAAGGAUUCGAAGUGAAAGUACCUGAGUCUUUGAAAGGCAUUGAACUCCGAGACAAGGUCCGAGACCAUCUUCCUAUCAAAGCAGGUGCUCGAGUCCUUUUCUGGCACGCAGAGUCAGGCUCCAGUUCGAGCAAGAUGCUAUCACCUAGCAAGACUUUGAAGGAACAAGGGCUUACUGGAGAGAAUGCACGUUUGUCCUUUAUCUACGACACCAUCAAGCUCUACGACGCUUGGGUGUUUCUGGACGCCCUACGCAGCUCGUAUGUGGCCAAUCGCGCGACGUUGGAGGAGGUCCGCACGUGCUUGGAAGGCAUCACAAAGAUCUGUGGCCUUCGAACUGUGAAUCAGCUUCGACAUUUGCCCGAGAGUCUUCACAGUCUGACGUUGUGCAGUGAGAUCAACUUGGCACAAAUCACCUGGCCCAACAGCCUUCGACAUUUGACCUUUGGUGAACGCUUUGAUAUGAAGCUGGAUGGAAUGUGCUGGCCCAGCGGCCUUUUGACUCUGAACUUGGGUGACCAGUUCUCUCAGCCUUUGGAAGGGGUUCAUUGGCCAAGCAGUCUGCAGAGUCUAACCUUGGGCUGCAGCUUCAAUCGGAGUUUGGAAGGAAUGAAAUGGCCGAGCCAGUUGCAGAGUUUGAGGCUUGGCGAGAGGUUCAACCAAAGUUUGGAGCGAGUGAUUUGGCCAGAAAGCCUGCAGCAUUUGACGUUUGGCUCCGACUUCAAUCAGAGUUUGGAGUGCAUCAACUGGCCCAGCUGCCUUGCGAGCUUGAGCUUGGGUGACCACUUUAAUCAGACUUUGGAACUGAUGGCCUGGCCCGUGAAUCUGCGAAGCCUCAUCUUCGGCCUCCAGUUCAACCAAAGCAUCGAGCAGCUUUCACGCAAAUGGAGCAGCCUCCAGACCCUGAGCUUCGGCGAGCACUUCGACCAAAGCAGAGUCACCUGGCCCUCUGGCUUGCGUCAUUUAAGCCUUGGCUUCAAUCAGAGCGUAGAUCCCAAAUCACUGCCCAAGAACUUGGAAGCCUUGAGUAUUUGCAAGGCCUGCCGUCCAAUCUUGGAACGAAUGGCCUUUGAGGGCCGAUUGCAGAGUCUCAAGUUUGGUGAGCACUUCAACCAGAGUUUGGAAGGAAUGACAUUGCCGGGCACCUUACUGAGUCUCACUUUCGGCACUGACUUCAAUCAGCCUUUGGAGCGAGUGACAUGGCCCCGCCGUCUGCAGAGCUUGACCUUUGGGGACCACUUUAACCAACGCCUAGACCGAGUGGUGUGGCCAGAGAGUCUCGAGAUUCUCACCUUUGGCAAGUAUUUCAGCCGAAGUUAUCAGAGUCUGAAGAGAAUCGCAUUACCCAGACGGCUCCAGCGCUUGACGCUCGGCAGUGCCUUCAACGAAAGCUUGGACGAAGUGAUUUGGACCAGUACCUUGCAGAGUUUGACUUUCGGCGAUGACUUUAACCAAUGCAUUCAGAAAGUGAUUUGGCCGGAGGGCCUUUGCGAACUGACCUUUGGCAAGAACUUCAACCAGAGCUUGGAAGGAGUGACUUGGCCUACGAACCUUCAAUGCUUGACCUUCGGUCUUUGCUUCAAUCAGAAUUUGGCGAACGUUGUUUGGCCUGAUGGCUUGCAGACUUUGUCGUUUGGCAAUUGCUCCACUUGCUUGAACACCUUGAAAUUGCCGAGCCUCAAAAGCUUACGUCAUAGAGGUCUCCUGUUGAGUGCUUUUUGAGACCAACAUCCGCUCUUGGUCACUUUCCAGCGUGUGCAAAAGUGACCGAUAGACAGUGACGAGAGAGCAUCGACGUGCGAGAGAGACAGAGAGAGAGAGAGAAAGAGAGAGAGAGAUAUA
Messenger RNA from Durusdinium trenchii, 2491 nucleotides. Lineage: Eukaryota; Dinophyceae; Suessiales; Symbiodiniaceae. The record is from the annotation of a GenBank genome assembly.